This is a messenger RNA of Zymoseptoria tritici IPO323, 1182 nucleotides long. RefSeq lists its product as uncharacterized. Bases 1 to 1182 code for a protein of 393 amino acids. The record is from RefSeq and is a predicted model, not a curated record. The transcript has 2 exons. NCBI's taxonomy places the organism in Eukaryota, Fungi, Ascomycota, Dothideomycetes, Mycosphaerellales, Mycosphaerellaceae.
AUGGUGGGGGAGAGGAGGGGCACGCGAACGCCGGAUCUCGAACGCCGUGGAGAGCCAAGGAUGACAGAGAUUCCCGGGGCGAGCACUGGCCGCGGGCAUGUCUGGAUAGUCGCUGCUGGACUCAACGCCCACCGCCAACUACUCGACAGCCAACCAGACGACUUGACAUCCUUCCAGAAGAUACACGAAGGGAAUGACUCCGAUGUCAACGUCUGGUUCGCGAGCUGGAGCAACACGAUCUUCGCAACAGAUGCUGGUCUGAGAGGUAUCGGGCAUCAGAAAGUCCUCGAUAACAGCAAAGUCUUACUUGUCAGUCCUGUUGGAGAUCACGAUGGCGUUCUGCUCGCGUUGGACAGCGAUGGCCAAUUGUAUCGCGCAGAAGAACAGACGGAGCAGGGCAUCGUCGCGAUGGUCUGCCGAAGCACCGACUCAUCGCCGUCGAUUGGUCGCCUAGCCUAUGCUGAGAAUGGUCGUGUAGCCAUCACCAUCAAGCAAGCACCCAAUGGCAACCUGUGCCACGUCGAAGAGUUCAAGGAUCUCGAAACUUUCUUGAGGUGGUUCCAAGAUCCGAGCGGAGAUGGCAACUAUCCCGAAAGACAUUUCAUGCUUCCGGGACGCCCCAAGCAACUGAAAGCGGGGACUGGCAUCUUCGUACUACUGAUGGAAAGCGGCCAAGUAUACACCUGGGGAGAUUCAAGAUACCGGUCUUUGGGAAGGUCCGUCACUGGGGAUGGCAGCAAGUCGGCUGAUGAGCCAGCGGUUUUGGAGGCACUCGAUGGACUUCACAUCAAGAAGGUGGAUUGCUGUGGCUGGAUGUCUGCGGCAUUGUCGGAUGACGGCGCAUUGUAUCUUUGGGGUAUCACAUCUCCCAGCGACGAUGUAAAGAUAGGUGCCCUGGCCGCCGGCGAGGACGAGGAGGUUGCAUUGGUGGAGCUUCCGGGUGAUGGCUCAGAACCUCUGGACGUUGUCGAUGUCGCGCUCGGCGUCGAGCACAUCGCAGUGCUUGCAGAGAGUGGCCGUCUCUUCGUCACCGGAGACAAAUCCUGCGGCCAACUAGGACUCGGUGACAAGCAGAAAUCCGCAGAAUGCUGGCAGGAAGUGACUUUGCCGAGCAUAGAGAUCGAAGCCGUCUUUUGCGGUCCUCGCUCAACUUUGGCGCUUGUCCGUUCGAGCCCAGCAUGA